AUGAUUAAAAAGCCUCAAAUUUAAAAGCUAUCGAUUCAAACAACAAAUAAUCAUGAAGAUUUUUCUGAAAAUAUAAUAUUACAUAAAAGAGUAAUAGAAGAUUAAAAUGAUAAUACUUAAAGUACAUAGAAAUAGAUUUAUAUUGAAUUUAGAGUUUCUAUAUGCAUUCGAGAAACCAAUAAUCAAUCUAAAAAUUAACACAAAUAGUCGUUAACACUCUGGAAGACUUUCAGCUUUUGAUUUUUUUAGUGUAAAUAGCAAUAAAGCUAAUUAAAAAAAAGCAUUCUCAAUUGCACUUAACUAUUUUAAAAAUGAAGAGAGGAAGCCUAUAAUAAUGAGAAAACCUGAGAAUCUAUAUGGAUUUUCAAAGGUCUCAUCAAGAUUAAAAUGA
Molecule: messenger RNA, 391 nt
Organism: Paramecium sonneborni
Lineage: Eukaryota; Ciliophora; Oligohymenophorea; Peniculida; Parameciidae
Source: the annotation of a GenBank genome assembly